Triticum turgidum subsp. durum (durum wheat) is the source of this 2373-nucleotide messenger RNA. The record is from the annotation of a GenBank genome assembly. Lineage: Eukaryota; Viridiplantae; Streptophyta; Magnoliopsida; Poales; Poaceae.
AUGGCCGCGGCCGCCACCCCUUCGCCGGAGACGGCGCUCCUACCAGCGGUCGGACCCGGGUACGAGGACGAAGACGAGGAGGAGUGCCGCAUCUGCCGCCUCCCCGCCGACGCGGACCGGCCCCUGCGCCGCCCCUGCGGCUGCCGCGGCAGCAUGAGGUUCGUCCACGACGACUGCCAGCUCCAAUGGAUCGCCCGCCGCCGCAAACUCCCCCGCUGCGAGGUGUGCAGACGCCGCAUCUCCAUCCGGCCUCUCUACGCCGCGGACGCCCCCGAGAGGCUGCCCGUUUCCGAGCUCAUGGCGGGUCUGCCCAGCAAGCUCAUCGGGCUGCUGCUCCCCCUCUUCUUCGCCAUCUGCGUUGUCUGGGAGUUUGUCGUUCCGCUGACCACCUGCUGGGCAUGGCGCCUCGCACUCGCCACCGACUUUGCCCGAGCGCACCAUCUGCUCUCCCUGCGCCUAUCCGUGGCCUCAUGGACCUGCAUCCCUGCUUCAGUUGCGCUCUGCGUGGAGCUUGCACGCUUGGUUGCGCCAUUUUCUGUAGCUCCAUUUGCGUGCUGGGUUGCGCGCCUGGUAGCUCAGAUUCAGAGUCAGGAGCCUGGGUUAUAUGAGGCAUUGCAAGUCCUUUCGAUAUUUGCUGUUGAAGUUUCCUUGGUGGUGUUAAUAGUUGACAUGGCCCUUGCUUGUAUUCUUUGUUUUCUCCCAUUCUCUCUGGGAAGGAUAAUCCUAUGGUCAAGAUCAUGUCUCAAUGUUGGCAAUGUGGAUGAAAUCAAUUGUUACACUUCAACGGCUUCUACCCUUCUAAUUGGAUAUGGAUUUAUCUUUAAGGUGGGUGCAACUCUUGCUGGGUUGCAUACGUUUUAUCUCUACUUGAGGGGCAAGCGCCUUGUGAUUGCAAUUUUCUAUAGAAGUCUGCAUCCUAUAUUCUUCAGAGGGAUCGUAAAUUCAACCACUGUUGCAAAUGUUUCUCUUAAUAUCCUAAACAAUGUGAUAGUGUUCCCGUUGUUCUUCGGCUGGUCGCUUGGUAUCUGCACUUCCAAAUUGUUUGGUGCAACAAUGUCUCAGAGGUUCAAAUUCCUGAUUGCUUCAUCUUUUGCUUCUGCUGCCCUUCAUUGGCUUAUGGGAUUCUCCUUUUUGAAUCUACGUCGCAGAAUAUCCCGAUUUCUUCACAAGAUAUUGGGGUCAGGAGUGGCCACUCCCUUUCUCGACCGUAAUGUUUCCGAACUAUUCUACACAUUUUAUCUGAAGUGGCUUGUUGAUCUUUUUAUCGACACUAUCUUUAUUGCUCUGGUCAUUUCUGUUCCUAUCAAAAUUGUUGAUCUAUUGGCACCAUCGGUGUUCCCUCUAGAAAUCCCAUACUUCGAUCAUCCUGCUAAGGGCACAUCAGUUUGGCAAGGGCCACUAAACUUUACAGAGUCACUUUCUGGUGUUAUUCAUAUGAGGUAUCUCAUUGGUAAAGUAGUUGUAUACCUUGAGCCCCUAGUGGAGAGGGUAAUGGGGUAUUGGUUUGUUACUACUGGACAGCCUCUUGGGAACAAUGUUGCGCCAAAAGACCAGUAUGGUAGCAGCGAUGAUGCUAAGGACGACUGGAGACUUGCUGCUGUUCGAACAGUGUCGCAAGCGGUCCUAGCAUGGUUGGCUGCUGUGAUAUUCAAUUCUGCCGUGCUUUUGCUUCCAGUCUCAGUUGGGCGUGCAUUGCUGUUUGCCACCCCUCAGCUGCUAGUAGCAGAUGGACUGAAGUCCAACGAUCUGUUUGCUGUUGCAGUUGGACUCUGCAUCAUAUCGACCAUUAUUGCUGCCUGUAGAGAUUUAUCUGCCCGCCUGAUUUCGGGGGAGACAUGCCUUCUAGCUUUGCAGAGGCACCUGCUUCUCUGCAUAUGGAGCGUCGUCGUUCCGCUCCUGACCGGUUUGCUGGUUGAGCUAUCACUGAUAUCGCCCUUCUUCAUCGCGCGUGACGAUGAAUUCCCAGCCACAAGCUUUUUCCGCACUUGGCUCCUGGGGAGGAUCUUUAAGCAAUUAUGGAUCAAGUGCUUGGUGGACAAAAGGUGGAAGGCGAAACUUGACCGGGCGAAGGAGGAUCUCUCCGCGGGACUCGGGCCGAUGUGGUGGUUCUUUCAGGACGUGUGCGUGCCCGUCGUUGCUACGCUGCUCGCCGCCCUGGGUGUCCCCUACGUGCUCGCCAGGGGCGUCUUCCCGGGGCUGGGCUACCCCGCCGCCGUGAACUUGACGGUCUACCGCUUUGCGUGGUCGGGCGGGCUCGGCGUCUGCGCGCUCUGCUGGCUGGCCAAGGGUAUCUGUGUCAUGCUCCAUGAUUCUAUCAAGGAGGAUCGCUACGCCGUCGGCCGGAGGCUGGAAGACGUUGGUGAUGGGAGCUGA